Molecule: messenger RNA, 1708 nt
Organism: Triplophysa dalaica
Lineage: Eukaryota; Metazoa; Chordata; Actinopteri; Cypriniformes; Nemacheilidae
Product: endonuclease domain-containing 1 protein-like
Exons: 2
Coding region: 295-1140 (281 amino acids)
Molecular function (GO): hydrolase activity; metal ion binding; nucleic acid binding
Source: RefSeq, a predicted model, not a curated record
UCAGCUUCUUCUUUUAAAGAGGUUUGUGUUUUAUUAAUUCAAGAUGCUUGCACUAAAAUAUCUGGAACAACAGCAACACCAGACCACAUUCUACUGAAUUAAUGUGACAAAACACAUGAGGCCGCAGUGUGAGUAACACUUGUGGUAUCACAGUGAAUGUUGUGCGAGGUCACAGGUUAUGGACGGGUGGGUAGGCGGUGUUAAAAAUGUGUGUAUCUGCCGCUGAAGUGUUUAAGAAUUGAGAGGGACGCAUUGCUGCUGUAUUUCUGCUCUGUGAUUCAGUUGAGAGUGAAGAUGAUGUUUGUCUUUAGAUCCGCUGUGUUGUUCAUUCUGGUAUUUCCAGCCAUCGACUCUGAACUUGUAGACUUCAGUAAGUGUAGAGAGUUUUUCUUUGAAGGACUGUCUCCAGUGAUUCCUGGCAUUCUGGAGAAUUCAACCCCCCAGAUUGGUCGAUACAAAACGAUCUGUCAAAAACAGGAGAACAGCUAUAGAUUUGCGACAUUCUAUGACACAAGAAACAGGAUUCCAGUUUUCUCAGCUUACAAAUUCACUGCGGCUGCAAAUAUCUCAAGAAUACGAGACGGAUGGAUGAUUGAGCCCCAGCUGGAACUCCUCAAGGAUGAGAUGGGCAUGUCAUAUGAAAAUCAAGCCAUGGAUGAAGACUACUACAAUAAUACAUGUAAUGUGGAUCGCGGUCAUUUGUUUCCCAGCUGUCAUUCACCUGAUCAGGUCUUCUCUCGAUCUACAUUCACGUUGACCAACACUGUGCCACAAAAGCAAAGCUUCAAUGAAGGCAGCUGGAAUCGCAUGGAAAUAAAGACUAAAGAUAUGAUGGGUAACUACUGCCGUGAUGAAAUGGAUCAAAAUAAUGUUUUGGCUCAUGUGUUGACAGGAGCUGUACCUGGCAACAGUAAACUAAAGGAGCGAGUGAAUAUUCCAUCAUUCAUGUGGAUGACAUUCUGCUGCUAUAACAUCUCCAGUGAGUCGUGGAUCUCUCAAGCUUACUGGGCUCCAAAUGAAGAUGAAAACAAAGCCGACAACAUCAAGAUUGCUGAAAUAAACCUGCAAGAAUUACAAAACAGUCUGAGUACAAAAUGGGUGAAAAUCACACAGCUAUUUAAUAACAACUGCAAAAAAUGAAGAAGCACUCAGAAUACUUGAAAUGACCGUUCGUUGUCGGUCAAAGCAUUUUAUUUUGCUCUAUAGCUAUUUUGGCAAAGUUUGCAUAUGUACUGUAUAAACUAGUGUCCAUAUAUAAUAAUAAUAUGCUGUAAAAGUAUAAAAAUAAUGGAAAGCAAGUAAUGAAUGGAACUGUGUGUAAACUGCCUUUUCUGCAAUAAAGUUUGUGCAAGUAUUGGUGUGUCAGACUGAUCUCAUUCAUUGGUAUAAAAGUGUGACAUAAUUAUAUUAAUAUAGUGUUUAUAUGAUGCUAUAUAUAAAAGACCGUUGAUAACACCACAGGCCAAACAUCAAUGAUAUUUGUAAGUGAAUAAUUUUCAAACAAACCAGUCAAAUAACAUGAACUCAUUACCUUGACUUAUCCUAAAACUCUUGACAAAAUGGCCAACUCCAUGCAAAUGUGAACCAUAAACUUUUUGCCAGAAGGUUUUUGCCAUACUUUUCAAAUAGUGUUUAAAAAGCAUGAUUUUCCAUAGUCAGUUAUCUGCUGCUUUUAUAAUUCACAUCCACAAACAUAAUAAAUAUACAA